GUAGUUGUGUGUGUGUGUUGUGUUACAGUGUGUAGUCCUGUAGUUGUGUGUGUGUGUUGUGUUACAGUGUGUAGUACUGCUGUUGUGUGUGUGUUUUGUUACAGUGUGUAGUCCUGUAGUUGUGUGUGUGUGUGUGUGUUGUGUUACAGUGUGUAGUCCUGUAGUUGUGUGUUGUGUUACAGUGUGUAGUACUGCUGUUGUGUGUGUGUGUGUGUUGUGUUACAGUGUGUAGUACUGCUGUUGUUUGUGUGUGUGUGUUGUGUUACAGUGUGUAAUCCUCCUGAUCUCCUCCCAGCAGCUCUAUAAACCUCAGCUCCUGUUCUCUCCUUCAGUCCUUCAACAUGUUUCCCCUGCAGCUCCUCACACUGACAGCCGUCUCCACGGCAACACUCGCACCGCCGCAGGAAGAGCAGGAGAAGAAGAAGAAGAACCAGGAAGUGGAGAAGAAGAACCAGGAAGUGAAGAAGAGCGGGUACGACGUGAUGUUCAGGAGAGGAGAUCUACUGGAAGUCCCUCGAACUCUCUUCACCCACUUUGGGAUCUACCUGGGAGGAGACAGAGUUGCUCACUUCAUCCCUGACAUUUUGCCCGUCGUCUCCAGUGACCAGUUCAGGAUCAAGCAGGUGGUCACCAACACCAGACUCAUACUGGGAGUACUGGCCAAGUGUGGCAGCAUCAGGGUGGACUCGGUGGAGGACUUUGCCUACGGAUCAGAGAUUCUGGUGAACCCAAUGGACAGGAUGUGCAGCCGUGCAGCGCUGCAGGAGGAAGAUGUGGCCUGCCGAGCUGAGAAGCUGCUGGGAAACGUGGAGUACAGCCUGCUGUGGUACAACUGUGAGCACUACGUCAUGUACUGCAGAUACGGAACCGUCAUGAGCUUCCAGACCUUCCAGUUCUGUAAGACAGUGAGGAAGCUGCUGCUGAGUCGUCGUGUUGCCAAGGCGACGGCGUUGCUGUUGUUGUGUUUGCUGCUGUACGUUGGAGCUGCGAGUGUUGGUUUGGUGCUGCUGACUGCUCUGCUGCCGUUCAUCAUCUGGAUGGCUGCAUGAAGCAAACCGCCCAUCAUCACCAGGAAGGAAAAGCUGAAACAAGUCAUUUAGUCAGAGGAAAACAGCAGCGUCUCACUCUGUAAACACCCAAUAAAUCACUUUAAAUAAAAAGCUUUUCAGCACA
Acanthochromis polyacanthus (spiny chromis) is the source of this 1173-nucleotide messenger RNA. RefSeq names its product lecithin retinol acyltransferase-like. The record is from RefSeq and is a predicted model, not a curated record. Bases 342 to 1049 code for a protein of 235 amino acids. Gene Ontology annotation, biological process: retinol metabolic process. The transcript is spliced from 5 exons. Gene Ontology annotation, molecular function: phosphatidylcholine-retinol O-acyltransferase activity. NCBI's taxonomy places the organism in Eukaryota, Metazoa, Chordata, Actinopteri, Pomacentridae.